Messenger RNA from Varanus komodoensis (Komodo dragon), 6598 nucleotides. It is a transcript of the gene TCF7, whose product is annotated as transcription factor 7. Gene Ontology annotation, cellular component: beta-catenin-TCF complex. Lineage: Eukaryota; Metazoa; Chordata; Lepidosauria; Squamata; Varanidae. Gene Ontology annotation, biological process: canonical Wnt signaling pathway; regulation of transcription by RNA polymerase II. Gene Ontology annotation, molecular function: DNA-binding transcription factor activity, RNA polymerase II-specific; RNA polymerase II cis-regulatory region sequence-specific DNA binding. The transcript has 14 exons. Bases 136 to 1785 code for a protein of 549 amino acids. The record is from RefSeq and is a predicted model, not a curated record.
CCGAUUGUCUUUUCCUCCCGCUGCGGUUGCCUGCGAACUCCUUCCUUCCCAAGUUAAACUGGAAAAGUGGGACAAUCUCCUCGUGGCGCGGUGAGACCGAACUUCGCUCGCUCCUCGCGUGGCUCCGGGAAGAAAAUGCCCCAGCUCAGCAGCGGCGGUGGCGACGAUCUGGGAGCCAACGACGAGAUGAUCGCCUUUAAGGACGAGGGCGAGCAAGAGGAGAAGAUCCAGGCCAACGUCUUCACCGAGGGCGAUCUGGCUGACCUCAAGUCCUCCCUGGUGAACGAGUCCGAAAGCACCACCGGCGGCGGCGGCGGCGGCGGCGGCAACCAGCCCUCUGGCGCGGCGAGCAGAGCCGCGGCGGCUGCAGAAUCCCACUCCGAGGCAAUCAGGCGCCUGCAAGAUCCUCAAAGGGUCUAUCCAGAGAAACUCCCGGAUCACAUGGAGGAUGGUCUAAAGCAUCAGGACCCAGGGAUGUACAAAGGAUCUGCUUACUCUGGAUACCCGUUCCUCAUGCUGUCCGACCCUUACCUGCCAAAUGGGUCCAUGUCACCUCUGUCCAACAAGGUGCCUGUAGUACAGCCGUCCCAUGGUGUUCACCCGCUCACCCCUCUCAUCCCGUAUAGCAACGAACAUUUCAGCCAUGGCUCCCAUUCACCUCAUCUGCCAGCCGACAUCAGCCAGAAACAAGGUGUACACCGUCCUUCUCAAACAUCAGAUAUUUCUGGGUUCUAUUCCCUCCCUCCAAGUGGGGUUGGACAGAUAACACCUACUAUGGGAUGGCAGAGCCAGCCUGUCUGUCCUUUCCAGUCAUGUGGAUUUAGACAGCCCUAUACGUCGGCGCUCCCAGCUGGGGCUACUUUCUCCAGGAUCACACAUCCCUUGGUGCUUGGCUCUGGGAUGCAUACAACAGGAAUUCCACACCCGGGGAUCACCUCUCCCUCUGGCAAACAAGAAAUUGAUAACUAUGACCGAAGCAUGAAAUCGCAACCAGAACCAAAGAGAGAGAAGGAAGCCAAGAAGCCCACUAUCAAAAAGCCCCUUAACGCUUUUAUGUUGUAUAUGAAAGAAAUGCGGGCAAAGGUCAUUGCUGAGUGCACCUUGAAAGAAAGUGCAGCCAUCAACCAGAUCUUAGGAAGGCGGUGGCACGCGCUUUCGCGGGAGGAGCAAGCCAAGUACUAUGAACUGGCCCGCAAGGAAAGGCAGCUUCACAUGCAGCUCUAUCCAGGCUGGUCUGCAAGAGACAACUAUUCUUCUUCAGGCUCUUCAUCCCGUGAUCACACAAAGUUUAACUCAGGGCCCCUGGAAUUCAGCAGCACUUCGGGGCCGGUUUCUGCGGCAAGGGGGAAAAAGAAAAGACGAACAAGAGAAAAACAGCAAGACUCCAACUCAGAUCCUGCCUCUCCUAAGAAAUGCAGAGCCCGCUUUGGCCUCAACCAACAAAUGGACUGGUGUGGUCCAUGCAGGAGGAAAAAGAAGUGCAUUCGGUACCUACAAGGAGAAGGACGCUGUGCCAGCCCAGUUUCUUCCGAUGGAAGUGCUAUAGAUUCCCCUCCCUCCCCCUUGGAUGUGCCCCAGUGCACAUCCUCUGCUUUUACUUCAGACAAGCUUGCUGUCCCUGCUGAUGUCACACACCAAAACCAAGCCACUCUCUUCCCUGUAUCUGUGCAUAACAAAACUGCUACAAACACAUCAGAACUCACUUCUAAAUGUUCAGCGGUGCCUCAUAUUCCCAGAGCACCCAGUGAAUCCUCAGGGUACAGCAUGGUUUCAAUAGGAACAUAGUACUAACGCAGCAACGAUCAGCGAGGCUUGCAAUUCAUCAGGCACUUUGGUGAGUGGUUUAACUGCCUAUGGAAGCUGCCCAGAGACAUCUCCAGCCUUUCCACCUUGCCAUCAAAUGGUGAUCUCAAAAGUCAUGUGAAAAUCAAGCCAGUAAUCGGAAAACACUGGAGCACUGAAAGUGCUUUUCCUCUAGGUAAGCAAAGCAUAAGUUUCUCUUAAAAAUUAGAAAUGAAGAGUCAAAACUUAAUUCUUGUUGGAAAGUGAAUUUCAUUGCAUCAUCCAUCUCACCAGCUAAAAAAAAAGCACACAGGUUUUUAAUAGAAACUGAGAGGUGCUACAAAUGUUGACACACAAUUGUUUCUUGUAUCCAAAGAUUUGAGUUUCAGUCAGCACAGAUAUUACACAAGGAUGCCAAAACAGGAGGAGCGCUUUGGUUUUUUACAAGCCCAAACGACAAGGGAGGAAAUGUAAAAUGCUGAUGAGACAAUGUAGAAUACAUUAUUAUACCUCAAUCUUUGGGAGCAAGUGUUGACUUGAGGUAACAGGUUUCUUUACAUAUAUAAACAGGAACUGGAGAUUCCAGCAACUUGAAAAUAGAAAUUUAUCACAUGGUAAAAGAAGUAUGCAUGGGCUGCUUGAAUGACUGCCAAGUAUUCAUUUUGAUUACACAAAGACAUGCACUGGGAGGACUGUGGCAUUCCAGAUACACAAGAACAUCCAAGUUGUCUGCUAAGAAACCCUGAAUGCUGCAAUCUGUCUUAAGUAUAUAAAAUUCACAAGUGCUUAUUUUGUAUGAUUAUGUUGUUAGUCAUGGGAGGGAGGAAGCAACUGAGAAUCUAUACCGUCAAUCACUUGGAAUCAUAUAUAGCACCCCUUUUGAUUUCUCAAUGUUUACUAAGAUUCAUACACCACACAUUUUUCAAGCUUGUUGUGGCAGCCAUAAAAACUAAAAGAAAAGCUGAAAUUCUGAUGCUGGCAAAUUCUAUACUCAGUAUGCUGUUUAAGAUAGAAUGAUGGAAUGUGCUCAGCUCUGUCUGUUAGAAAGGGUAUGCGAAGUAAUAUUAGACAGAGUAGCAAUGCCCAAGAGCACUGACAUUCCAUUAAUGGCUUAGUUUCUGCAUCCCCUUUUGUACAUUUAAAAAGCAGUUAUUUGAACCCGCACUCCCUAAAUGUCUUCAGAGGGCUAGGCAAGGUUGACUGCUUAUGAGCACUAAUGCCCGUAAGCAUCACAGAAGUUGCUUUCCUGGGGUAUUCAUUAGAGCUGGCACUAUUUUUUACAGAAGACAUCUCCACCCCCCACCCCACCCCAGUCCAUGAAAUAGAAUAGCAUAGCGCUGUGAAGUACUGGAAAAAUGAUGGGGAAAUGCACACUCUGAAAAAGCUAAACAUUUUCAGUGAUCAGAAAGCAGUUCUACAUCCCUCACAGUGGUACAUACUGUAGACCCCACUAAGAAUGAAGCAAGCUAUCACAGAAGUAAAAACAAAAACUGAACCAGAGCUAACACACAGAGACCAUAGUGUGUAGAAAUAAAGCUAAACCACACAAUAGCCACUCCAUCCCAAAAGCACUGAAUGAAGCUGAAAAUGGAUAAAGGCUUGCAUGCAAUUUGCUACCAUGCUAAUAUAUUUAAUUUUACCUGUUCUUGCUUCUGUGACAUUCUUCUCUUAACAGCCUGAUGGACUGGCAGUAUCAAAACUUUUCCAUUUGCUUGAACUGAUGCCAAACAUAACAUGAGCUUACUAGUGAUAUAUAUUUCCAGGGUAUAUUUAUAGAGAAUGCCUUCCCCAUUCUUUGUAAUUUUCUGGCUAUCAAAUCCAGUUCCAACUAUUUCAGAUUUUAUUUUGACUUGAAAAUCAAUUAAUAGUGUGUUCGUACGCAUGUCUACUCAACAAGAAGUCUCACUGCGUUCAAUUAGGCUUAAUCCCAGGUAUAUCAGGUAACAGCCUUAAAAUCCCCCAAACAACCAGGUGAAUCAUAGGAAGUGAUCCAUGAAAAUACUCAGCUAUUUCGGAUUUUCGAAACCAUGUCUCUUUCCUGUUUGGAAAAAAAGUAUUUACUAAAGGAGAAACAACUAACACAAGGAUGGAUUUGGGGGAUUAUCUUCUACUUUACACAUAACUUUUUAAAUCCAAGAUACCAAAUACCAUAGAAUAAUUAAUGCAGGGCUGUCAAUGCAACCUGAAAGCACCUUCUUUAAAAUCUGAACUAUUCUUGUGUUUUAAAGCAAAUGCACAAAGACCUAAAACAAUUUGGAGUAAAAGCGCAAUUUAAAGCUUGUUUGCACUAGUAUAUCCCCCUCUAUUUCUAGCAGUAUUCUAAAAUAUAUUCCUAGACAAUCCAUAAAAGUUGCAUAAUUGUAUUAACAUGCAAGCACAACAGCACCGGCACAAAGGUACAAAGCUAAAAAGCCAAUGUGAUCCUAUAGAUUAAACAUAUUCUGACUACCAUAUACAAUUGACAUAUUCUAGAUUUGCUCCACUUCAGGUAAUUUCAAUCUGUUUUUCAGAGAUGAAUGGAGCAUGUAUAUUUUUGAGUCUGUAUAUUUUCUGGUGAAAUAUUUAUAUACCCAACAAAUGACAUUUUUUCUUAUUUAAAAAUAAUGUUUAAAUGUUUUCCUGUCAUUUUAAAGAACAGCAACAUUGAAGCAAAACACAAACCUGUAAAAGCUGGUUUAUCUUUGCUUUCUUCCUUGCACUGAUGGUGCCUUCCCUCAUGUACAGAUACAUACAUGUGAACAAGUACAGCAUAGGCUAACACUAUCACCAGCUAAAAACUGAAAUCAUGUUGAAAUACAUUUCAAGAAAAAACCUAAAAGGCCAAGAUCUAGUAGCAGCUGCAUUAACAUUCAGUUUCUUACUUGAAAAGAUACUUGAAAACAUGCAGUUUAUCCAGAAAUCUUUAGAUAAAUGUGCAAGUAAUAUUCUUAUCUGAGGGCUCAUUUUUCAAUCUUCCUUUACAACAGAAUUAUGUUCUUCUAAAUCAGAAGAAAUCAAAAUUAGAGGAGGGAGCUGUAUUUAGAAGAGAAACAGAAAAUGAUGCCCUGCUCCUGAAUCAGUAAAGAAAAAGCCCUAGGUGAGAAUAAGCCAUAAAACAUGCAAGAUGCCGCAAAGGCACAAGAAUCCAUUCUGCAAACAUCCCCCCCCCCACACACACACACACACACACAUCCCUUUUUCUCCCUUGGUGUAUAAAUUCUCUCACUUAUCUGGUGCUGCGAAAUGAGGCAUCUGUGUAUUGCAACAUUUCAUCUGAAAAAGUUAGGCUUCCCUUCUAGAUUUGCAAGACAACAUGGAACGAGGUAUUGGAAAGGGACACUCUUAGAGCAGACACUGCAGCUCAUACAAUGGGAUCCUGCUAUUAUGCUACUUCUACCUUAUCUAUCAUAGGGAAUAUGUAUCGAGUUUAGAUCUGCAGAGACAUAAAGCGACAUAGAUAGGAGGCCUUCUACCAAUUCCAAACAAGAACAAAGGAAAUACAGGAAGCAUCAAGCAGGAAAGUUUACGUUUAAAUUCAGUGUAAUUCUUUUGAGAGACAAUGAACCUAUUUCAGUUCUACAUUUAAGUGAGCACUCUGCAGUUGUUGACAUAGUUGCCUUUUAACAGGAAACAGGUAGAAAUCUGUGAAAGGCCAGCCAACAGUUUAACCCAACAUAAAGAAACUCUUCGACUGCAUGGUAUACCUCAGUUUCAGGCCUGGUUAAGGAUGGAUUAAAAGAGUGUACACAUGUGGCAAGAUUCUGACCACUUCAUUGUUUACAUACUGAUGGCAACUUACCAACAGCAUGUUUCCAGCAUAUGUUAAGCAGUAGCAAGCAAAAGCUCCUAUACAAAUGUUACAUAUAAGCAGUUUAAAGGGAAUUAUCAGGUCCCAAUUCAGGAAGAAAUGAUAGAACAGCCAUGACCUAAAACUAUACUGAUGUGUAAAAUAAGUUUUAGUUGCCUGUUCUCUUCCACUGCUUUUAGUCACGGAGCUUGAGAACUAAAAGGAAGCAGGUGAAGCCCUGAUCCAGAAUCACUGGAAUGAAAGCAAAACUAGACCCCAGAACUCCCAGCAAUUUAAUACCUGUGCAAAUAAUUUGCACUAAAGUAACACCAUCUUGAAACUCUACUUUGAAGUACCACUGAAUUUCUCCUUCCAGAAAAAUAGGGCUCCUUCCAGUCCUAUCUUUAGCUCAGAGCAUUCUGAAGUUUGCUAAUAUCCUUUGCCUGAAGCCAGCAUAGUCUACAAGAUUGCUGAUUUGGGCAAAAAAUGGAGCUGGAUUAGGUAACCUCUGUGUUAAUAGGUGUGACUGAUUAACAUUUUUGUAUCUAGGAAGAGAAGCUUUACUUUUUUAAAGUAAGACUUUAAUACCCAUUAAACUUUGAAAAAUACCCCAUAAAGCAAUUAACAGAUCCAAAAACACAAAUGUCACUUAUGCCAAAAUGUAGAUCUUUAGAAAUGCUAUGUGAAGUCUUUUGUAUCAGUACAUUGUAUUGUUUGUAAAAUGAAAGCAUUGCCCUUCGUAUUUUACUCAAGAGUUUUCAUUGCAAUUCUCUAAUUACAUAUUUGAUUUCCUGAAGCCUGUUUGAAUGUACAAGUCAUGGAAAUACCACUUUAAUAAGUCACAUUGAACCUCUGUAUGUAUGUAGCAGGGAAGUGUCUUUUAUUUGUUCAAUGAUUAUAGCAACUAUCAUCUGUUGUGUUUUUUUUACUUCAAGCUUGUAUUUUUUGGCUUUUACGUUCAAAUUUUGUUUAUGGCUUUAUAAAUAAAGUAAUCUACCAGAUUGUUCAUUCAAAAAUGGGCAACUGGGGACUAUAAUCCCAUAAAAAUGA